AACAACCUUUAUAACCGCCUCGAUGAUGACCAACGUCGUCAGCAUCGGCGAUGAUGAAUCUAUCGAAUCGUUUUGGCUCCAAGUCCAAGUCGGAGAGAACCAACGAUUCUUCUUCCUCCGACGAGAAUCGUUCUUCCCCCGUCGCCGCCGCAACUCCCGUCGCAAUGCCACCGUGCUCCGUCGCCAAUAGUACCCGAACCAUUCUUUUGCUUCUCGUCGUGUUCUCUGGCUUAGUCGUCUACAGAAACUCUGGUUCACUCAACAUCGUCCAUGGCUCUUCCUCCUCGGCCAUCUCUCGCACUUUUCCUUCUUUCAAUGAUUCUUCCCCGGCUCCGGCUCCGGAAGAAGUUGAGGAACCUAAGCUACAAGAUGUGCUGCGUAGAGCUGCAACUAAGGAUGGUACUGUGAUUUUGACAACUCUGAAUGAAGCUUGGGCAGCUCCAGGAUCCGUGAUCGAUCUCUUCUUUGAGAGUUUCAGAAUUGGUCAAGGAACAAGGAAGCUUUUGAAACACUUGGUGAUCAUUGCUUUGGAUGCUAAAGCCUAUUCACGUUGCAAAGAAAUGCAUAAGCAUUGUUUCAGACUUGAAACAGAAGGUAUUGAUUUCUCUGGCGGCGAGGCUUAUUUCAUGACUCCUUCUUACUUGAAAAUGAUGUGGAGAAGAAUCGAGUUCCUUCGGACUGUUCUUGAGAUGGGUUACAACUUUGUUUUCACGGAUGCUGAUGUGAUGUGGUUCAGGAACCCUUUUCCGCGGUUUUACAAAGAUGGUGAUUUCCAGAUUGCUUGUGACCAUUACAUAGGAAGGCCAGACGAUCUGAGGAACAGACCAAAUGGGGGAUUUAACUUUGUGAGAUCAAAUAACCGAACUAUACGUUUCUACAAGUUCUGGUAUGAUUCACGGAUCAAGUACCCCAAAAAUCACGACCAGGAUGUUUUGAACUUCAUCAAGGCAGAUCCUUUCAUGUGGAGAAUUGGGGUUAGGAUUAAGUUCUUGAACACAGCUUAUUUUGGUGGAUUCUGUGAACCAAGCAAAGAUUUGAACCUUGUUUGUACAAUGCAUGCGAAUUGCUGCUUCGGCUUGGAGAGUAAGCUUCAUGAUCUUAGAAUCAUGCUUCAGGACUGGAGAGAUUUCGUGUCUUUACCAGUUCAUCGUAACCAUUUCUCUGGUUUCACCUGGAACGUCCCACAGAAUUGCAGUCUUGAUUCACUUCGGCAAUUUGAUUCUAAGGAUGGGAAGAGCAAACCACCAAAAGAAUCUCACCUGUGAAGUGUGUGUGUUACAAAAUGUAAAUAGAGAAACUCUGUUUUGAGAUAUAUUUUCAUAGGAAGAAAUAGAAAUAUAGAAAGAUUGUAAAGUCAUAUCAAUCAUUCUUAAAGAGAAAAUAUAUACAUAACACGAACGACGAUGAAUGGCUUAUCCUUCAUCAUUGUACCAAA
Capsella rubella is the source of this 1435-nucleotide messenger RNA. RefSeq lists its product as uncharacterized. The record is from RefSeq and is a predicted model, not a curated record. The transcript has 4 exons. Bases 51 to 1265 code for a protein of 404 amino acids. NCBI's taxonomy places the organism in Eukaryota, Viridiplantae, Streptophyta, Magnoliopsida, Brassicales, Brassicaceae.